Molecule: messenger RNA, 22331 nt
Organism: Podarcis lilfordi (Lilford's wall lizard)
Lineage: Eukaryota; Metazoa; Chordata; Lepidosauria; Squamata; Lacertidae
Source: the annotation of a GenBank genome assembly
CCUGCCUCCCUUCCAAAGAGCGCCAGGGCUGUGGCACAGAGGUUGUGGGAAUGGCUAUACGAGUGUACAGCUCGACUCUUGCUCAACUCAAACUGCAAGCAGGUGCAAAGACCGGAUACUGAGGAAGAAGAAGAAGCCGAGAGGCUUCUUGCUCUCAAGAUUAGCUCCAGCGGGCUCAGGAUGGAAGAUUUCGGUUGAAUAUCAAGGGGCGGAGGGUGUUUUCUUGGUGGCGGCGUACAUUUAAAAUGUUAUGAUGCCGUGUUCCCGUCCGUCCGUCCCCCAAGUAUCCUGGGAGUUGUAGUUUCUUAAGGGUGCUGUGGACAGUUGUUAGGAGACACGCACAGGGCCGGAUUGAGGUCUGAUGAGGCCCUCAGCUACUGAAUGUAACAGGGCCCUUUAUAUGUCCAGCUGUCCUUUGUCAACCACAAAUUGCCGCUGUUUUUUGGGGUGAAUAUAUGCUAUGUGCGGGGCCCAUAACUUACAUCAUGGGAGCCUACACAACACAAAACACUGUAUGUUGGUUUUAUUUUAUUUUAUUUGCUUUUUAUCUUAUACAGUGGUACCUCGGGUUAAGUACUUACCAUAUUUUUUGCUCUAUAAGACUCAUUUUCCCCCUCCUAAAAAGUAAGGGGAAAUGUGUGUGCGUCUUAUGGAGCGAAUGCAGGCUGCGCAGCUAUCCCAGAAGCUAGAACAGCAAGAGGGAUUGCUGCUUUCACUGCGCAGCGAUCCCUCUUGCUGUUCUGGCUUCUGAGAUUCAGAAUAUUUUUUUCUUGUGUUCCUCCUCCAAAAAUUAGCUGCGUCUUCUGGUCUGGUGCGUCUUAUAGAGCGAAAAUACGGUAAUUGCUCCAGAGAUCCGUACUUAACCCGAUGUUCUUAACCUGAAGCACCACUUUAGCUAAUGGGGCCUCCUGCUGCUGCUGCGCCGCCAGAGCACAAUUUCUGUUCUCAUCCUGAAGCAAAGUUCUUAACCUGAAGCACUAUUUCUGGGUUAGCGGAGUCUGUAACCUGAAGCGUAUGUAACCCGAGGUACCACUGUAUUUUGGAAACAUCCAGGUUUUUUCCUUUAAAUUUUUUUUGGGGCCCCCAAGAGAGUGGGGCCCUAAGCUAUAGCUUGUUUAGCUUAUACGGAAAUCAGGCACUGGGGACACACACCCUAUUCCCCUCCUGGAAUAUGUUUAGGGGUACUCUCAUUUUCCUACUCACAUUGAAAUACUGCUCCUCAAGGAGGCCAAACUUGGAUUCACAAAAUGUUUAGGGGUAUGUGUACCCCUGCUUCUCCCCAGAAAAAAAGCACUGCCCCUAUGAUUGCAUCCCUUAAUUGUCAGUCUCUCACUAGAAGUAAAUAAUUUAAAGUAACUUCAAUGGGUGGGAUGUCUGUUUCAGUCCUGCCUUUUUAAAAAAUGUGAGUAAGUUUGACAUCUUUCUCUGUUUUUUAAUGCUGGUUUUAAUGUAUGUGCUUUUUAUUGCUGUAAGUUAAUUUUAAUAAUAAUUAUAAUAUUUUUGAUGUGGAUAUGCUGACUCUUUCCCUCUCCCUCUUCCAAAACCUACAGAGCAGUGUGGAUGUCAUGGCCCAGGUUAUGCAACCCCCCUGGAUGCUAUGAGAGGUAAGUCUCAAACUGAUUCCACCACCGGCCAGAAAAAAUUGAGACCUUAUUUCAAGCCACACGACAAUCAGGUUUAGCAGUGCUCCCAAAUCAAGAUUGCUCAGGAGGAAGAUUAAGGGAUUAGGCACAAGCACAGAGGAGGUGUGGUUUAUCAGUGGCUAAUAAUUAUGGCAAAACUUCCAGGUAAAGGAGCAGGAUACAUUGAAAGACCAGUUGUUGAGGGUGUAAAGAGGCUGUGCUGUUCCGCUUGUGCCCUUCUUGUGGUCUUCCCAGGGACAUCCAGUUAGCUGCAGUGGGAGGAAAGGUGUGGGGACUGCUCUGUUCCAGCAGGGUCAGUUUUUUAUUUUAUUAUAAGAAAAUUUACAAACCAUCACUAGCUAUAGCUAUAUAAUAGUGGUGUACAAUAAAGCAGGUGGCGCUGUGGGUUAAACCACAGAGCCUAGGACUUGCUGGAUCAGAAGGUUGGCGGUUCGAAUCCCGUGAUGGGGUGAGCUCCCGCUGCUCAGUCCCUGCUCCUGCCAACCUAGCAGUUUGAAAGCACAUCAAAGUGCAAGUAGAUAAAUAGGUACCGCUCAGGCGGGAAGGUAAAUGGCGUUCGCUCUGGUUCGCCACAUGCUGGCCACAUGACCCGGAAGCUGGACGCCGGCUCCCUCGGCCAGUAAAGCGAGAUGAGCGCCACAACCCCAGAGUCGGCCACGACUGGACCUAACGGUCAGGGAUCCCUUUACCUUUACAAUAAAAGCAUCAAAGCUUCAGUAAAACUAUAAAAUGCAGAAGGAUCUCAUUCGUUCUCAGAAAAUGCUUGGCAAAACAGGAACAUUUUCAGCAGGUGACGAAAUGUCAGGAUUGUUGCCGCCUGUCUGAUUUCAGUAGGAACAACAUUCCAAAUUGUGGGGGCCACCACACUAGAAGCCUUGGCUUGUGAAGAAACUUAUGCCACAUUUGCACUGUUUAUUUAAAGUGCUGUGAUACCGCUUUAGGCAGUCAUGGUUUCCUGAAGAAUCUUCAGAGCUGUACUUUGUUAAGAGUGCUGAGAGAUGUUGAGAGGCCCCUGUUGCAGAGGUACAAUUCUUAGAGUGGUUUAACAAUCUGUGAAUUGUAGCUCUGGGUGGGGCCUCUUAACAUCUUUUCCAAGAUCUCACACCUGCCCUGUGGAACUCCUCCCGUCAGAUAUCAAAGAGAUAAGUAAUGAUAUACAGUAAUCUUCCAUAGACAUCUGAAGACAGCCUUGUUGCGGUUUUUUGUGCUGAAUAUAUGCUAUAUGGUAAUUUAUGGGCCUAAUAGGUAUCUAAACCAUUUGCACAUAACAAAAUAUGUAUUUUAUCAAAGUAAUUGUUGAACUGAAAUACAAUUACGCAGAAGUAUAUUAAUAGUGAAAAAAAUUUGGGGCCCCCAAAAGAGUGGGGCCCUAAGCUAUAGCUUGUUUAGCUUAUAUAUACUGUAUUUUUUGCUCUAUAAGACUCACUUUUUCCCUCCUAAAAGUAAGGUGAAAUGUUUGUGCGCCUUAUGGAGCGAAUGCAGGCUGCGCAAGCUAUCCCAGAAGCCAGAACAGCAAGAGGGAUCGCUGCUUUCGCUGCGCAGCGAUCCUUCUUGCUGUUCUGGCUUCUGAGAUUCAGAAUAUUUUUUUUCUUGUUUUACUCCUCCAAAAACUAGGUGCGUCUUGUGGUCUGGUGCGUCUUAUAGAGCGAAAAAUACGGUAAAUCCCGCACUGAUCUGAAGGCAGCCCUGUAUCGGGAUGCUUUUAAUAUGUGCUGUUGUGUUGUGUUGUUGUGUUUCUGCAAUAUUAUGUUGGAAGCCACCCAGAGUGGCUAGGGCAAUCCAGUCAGAUGGGUGGGGUACAAAAACAACUUGUUUUUGCUAUCAUAACAAUGAUGAUGAUGAUGAUCCAUACUGAGCUACAACUCCCAGAAUUCUUUGGGGGAGGGAAGCCAUGACUGGUUCAAGUGCUAUCAUAACACUUAAAAAUGUGGCGCAAAUGUGGCAUAAAUAAAUACAUGAAUACUGUCGGACAGUCAGGAGGGCGUCUUCAGAUGAUCACAAUGAUCUGGCUGGUGUAUAAAGAAUGAAAAAUAUCUCUUCAGGGAACCUGGUCCAUUUUGGGAUUUCUACACUAACUAACAGGGAUGUGGGUGGCGCUGUGGGUUAAACCACAGAGCCUAGGACUUGCCGAUCAGAAGGUCGGCAGUUUGUAUCCCCGCAAUGGGGUGAGCUCUCGUUGCUCAGUCCCAGCUCCUGCCAACCUAGCAGUUCGAAGUGCAAGUAGAUAAAUAGGUACUGCUCCAGCGGGAAGGUAAACGGCGUUUCCGUGCACUGCUCUGGUUUGCCAAAAGCGGCUUAGUCCUGCUGGCCACAUGACCCGGAAGCUGUACGCCGGCUCCCUCGGCCAAUAAAGCGAGAUGAGCACCGCAACUCCAGAGUCGGCCAUCACUGGACCUAAUGGUCAGGGGUCCCUUUACCUUUUUACACUAACAAAACUUAGCUCGGUAAUAUACUAGUAGCCACUGCAAAGCUUUCAGUUUUGGAAUAAUACACUCACUGUGUGCUGGUACGCCCGGCACUUUUAUCAAGAUAUGAGUGCCGGCACCUCAUUUUUUUCACACACAAAAAAAGUACUGAAUGCGCCGGUGCAGAACUGUUCCAGCCAAAAGUCAAGACAUUCUGCAUUAGCUGCAGUUUCCAAAUCAACGUCAAGGGUGGCCCCACGUGGAGCGCAUCGCGGUAGUCCAACCCAGUAGUUACCUAGGCCCGCAUCAUUAUGGCCAGGUUAUAUGAAUGCCGCUUCAUUGUCUGCAUUCAAAUACCCUUUCUGAAAUGUGUAAGAAACUGCACCCAGAGCGCUGGAUUGACAUCAAAGAGGCCUGAAUUAAAUUCCCCACUAAACACACAUUAAACCACGCAUCACCUGCCUUGAUAAAGCAGUAGCAGGGACAUUUACGCUGCCCUGAGGUCCUCGGAUGAAGGGUGAAAUAAGAAUUAAUAACCACACUCAAAGUCUUUCGAGUCUUCUAUAUUAACCUUCCACGCCUCUUAACAGCACCGCAUAUUACACUCAGCACAAUAAAGAAAAGUUGUCCAAGCUGGCAGGUAACAAAUUACUUUCAAUUCAUCAAAGCUUAUUAAAAUUUCCCUGGGCGCCUGAAUUCAGAAAAUGCAGAGUCACUGGGAAUUGUGAAUCAGAGGAUGCUUCUAGGCGGCCUGUUGACUGAGCCUUCGUCUUAGGCUGUGGUGCGCACAAUACUUUUAAAGCUCCUCCAUAGCCCCUUCUCGCCCCUCAAGGAAUUCUGGGCCCUGUAGUUCGUUGCUGGGAAUUAUAACUCUUGUGUGAGGUAAACUGCAGUUGAGGGAAAGAAUGUGUUUUGAAUGUGCAACAGAGGUAAAGCUUUGGUUUCCUCCUUGCAGGGAGACCUUAGACGACGGCGGCUAUUUAAAGAGGCUUCACUCUGAUUUCACUUCCAGUUUCCAGGCACUUCUUUGUCCCAUAAAGUCUAAUAUUUUGUGGAUGCAAGACCUUCCAACCAUCUUUUAAUUGUGCCACUUGCAUUUGAGUUGGAGCCCAGUGACAUCUGGAGGUCCACAAGUUCCACCUCCUGUCCCUAAAACAACUAAGCAGCUCUUUUAAUCUUCCACUGAAAUAUUAAGAACAUAAGGAGAGUCUGUGGAAUCUGGCCAGUUGCGUAUCCUGUUCUCAUAGCGGCCGACCAGAUCCCUCAAGCAGGAUUUUCAGUUUUAGGCUUUGGUGUAAACAUUCCAGCUUCCGUGUAUUGGAUCAUGGCACACUAACAGAGGAUUGGACAAACUUGUGGAGGAUAAGGCUAUCCAUGGCUGUUAGUCAGGAUGGCGAUGUCAUACUCACCAAAUGUGCUGGGAAAAACGGGACAUCCCAUUUUCUCACAUGAGAUUGCGGCGGCCAUUUGGGUGCCACAAUCUUGUCCGGGGAAAAGCCGCUUCAGGUUGCGAUUUUUCAGGUUACAGACCGCCGAAACCCGGAAGUACCGGAAUGGGUUACUUCCGGGUUUCGGCGGUUGCGCAUGCGCAGAAGUGCUAAAUUGCUCUUUGCGCAUGUGCAGAAGCGGUGAAUUGCGACCCGUGCAUGCGCAGGCGUGGGUUGCGAACGUGCAUCCCACACGGAUCACAUUCGCAACCCGAGCGUCCACUGUAACCUUAAAGAAAUCACAUUCGGUAUGUAAUAUUGGGACAGAUUGUUGCCUGUCCUACAGGGAUCGUUGCGAUAAGGUGAUAUCGAAAGACUGUUAGGAUGGUAUUAGAUACAGGUAAGCUUUGCCAAAAGAUUUCCCUAAGCUUGGGCUGAGUAGCUCAGAGCUCGUCCCUUUCCUCACCCAAGACAGAUCCCUAAAUAUGGACUUUCCCCCCCUGAAGGUCCACGAGAGAAGCUGAUCUACGUCCCCUGCAUCUUAACUGGGACUGGAACACAGCAGCCUGAUUACCUUGCUACGGUGGAUGUGGAUCCGGAAUCUCCCUGCUAUUGCCAGGUAUCACAUUAGAUCCGCCUUCUCUCGCCUGGUGCCCCUUCUGGCUGCUUCGGACUACAACUCCCAUCGGCCCUAGCUAGCGCAGGUGGGGCUGAUGGGAGCUGUAGUCCGAAGCAGCUGGAGAAGGCGUCCGACUUGGGAAAGCUGGCUUUAGGAAUCUUUACCACACAGCCGAAAGCCUGUCUUUGGGGACUGUAGCCUCACGAAAGAUUCACCUCCAAGAGUGGUUGAGAAAGAUCCACACUUCUCAGGUUGGAAAGUAGCAUGUAGGAAAGAAAUUGUUUAGCAGCCAAACUAUCUCUGGCAUGGAAGACAGCCAGCAUUCGAAUUCAGAACCCACGGUCCAAAGUGGGUCGGGAAAGGCAUUGAGACUCAAUUCCGUUCCAUGUAAACGCGGAUUCUGACUCCUUUUGUGUAUUGCCAGCAGCAAUUAAUUAAUUACGCUUUCUGCCACCAGCUGAUUUAUAGCCUGGGAAUCUUAGCGAGGUGACAGGUAACCUCGAUUAGAAUCGUCCGGAAAGACAACCCCCGGGGGGGAAGAUGGAAGAAAGCUCAAACCUAAGGGGUGGAAGGAGACUUCAGAAGGCGUCGUGGAAUGCCUUCGAGAACUGAUGGGAACCUCAAAGAUGGUCAGAGUUUCUAGGGAAGCAUCUCUGCCUUAGAAGUCCUCUUACGGGUUCAUUAUUCGACACUCCUCAUUCCCCGAAACCAAAGGACUCUGCAGAAACUGGCUGCCAAAAAGUUGAGAGGCGGAAUCAGCAAAAGGCAGGUCUUCUUUGCACGGCGGAGAUUCUGUCCUUAAUCUUCUAGCAUUCAGCUUUGUUGGAUGAGUUCAAUGCCCAUUAAAUUCUAGGGUUAUGAGAGAAGGAGGAAAAAAAAUUCUCCACCCACUUUCACCAUUCCAUACUUAAUUUUAUAUGCAUCUAUCAUGUCCCUUGGGACACGGGCGGCGCUGUGGGUUAAACCACAGAGCCUAGGGCUUGCCGAUCAGAAGGUCGGCGGCGGUUCAAAUCCCCGUGAUGGGGUGAGCUCCCGUUGCUCGGUCCCUGCUCCUGCCAACCUAGCAGUUUGAAAGCACAUCAAAGUGCAAGUAGAUAAAUAGGUACAGCUCCAGCGGGAAGGUAAACGGCGUUUCCGUGCGCUGCUCUGGUUUGCCAGAAGUGGCUUAGUCAUGCUGGCCACAUGACCCGGAAGCUGUACACCGGCUCCCUUGGCCAAUAAAGCGAGAUGAGCGCUGCAACCCCAGAGUCGGCCACGAUUGGGCCUAAUGGUCAGGGGUCCCUUUACCUUUACCUUUAUCAUGUCCCUUCUGUCUUGUGGGAAGGAGUUCCGGAGUUUAACUAUGCACUGUCUGAAAAGGAGCUUUAUAUUGCCUCUACUGAUCCCAACCUAAUCUAGCAGGGCUCUCCUUACCUCCUUGGUUUGUUCGCUUUUUGAACAGCCAUACCGAAACCUGGCUAGCUCCGUCUGUUAAAGCAUGGUUCUGAUAAUGCCAAAUUUGCAGGUCCAAUCCCCGUAUGGGACGGCUGCAUAUUCCUGCAUUGCAGGGUCCCUUUGUACGUGCCCUGCGUUAUUUCCACCCCCUCUCCCAGUUAAGAAAUAUCGGGAAGGCCUUUGCUGACAAUCUCCAAGAUACUUUUUGCUGGAAAGGCGAAGACGAAGCAACUUAAUAAGACCUGAGAACAAUUAACAUUCAUCAAAUUAAUAGAACAGUUUCUUCCAGAUCGGGCAGAGCUGUGCACCUGCAGUUCAUUUGCGUGAACUGCACCCCAGGGGCAAAAUCGACCUUUUUUUCAUAUUGCUGGAAUCACCACUUGAAGUGCUAAGUGAUAACUUGUUCAGGUUCCUCAAAUAAACACUCCCUUCAAUGAAAGCACAUGACGCUGGCAUCACUUGUCUGGGAAAUGUCACUAGCCCCGCAGCAACUAAUUUGGGCCCAUUAAUUCCAUCGUAUACAAGCCCAUAUUUGCUAAUGUGCAUCUUCGCAUUAUUCAUUGUGUAAGCACCUCGUGUAUAUUUUCUCUUUCAGUAUUCAUAGCCUAGUUGAAGCUCUCGUAAAAGAAAAAGGAAAACGUUUCCUGAAAUAUACUCGGAGUCGAGUGUGGAUUUCAUGCUCUUUAUUCAGCUCAUAGUAGUGAGGAGGAAUGGAAGUUCCCCCAGAAUGUCUGCUUUAUAUACAUUAUUUACACAAUGGGCCCCACGUGAUUGGCUGAUUCUGGGAUUCUCCUGUAGGCCAAUCAGGUUGCAGAUUCACUUCCACCUGGUGUUGGAUUGGGUGGCUCCUGCGGACCAAUCAGACUGCUGCAUUCUGGAUCCUAUUGUUCUAGGACCAAUCAGACUGCUGCAUUCUGGAUUCUAUUGUUCUAGGACCAAUCAGACUGCUGUAUUUUGGAUCCUAUUCAACUCAGUACAUAACAUUUCUGUUUUUUAAAAUAAAAAGAAUAGAGUUGCCCAUGUCAAAAUACGCCCUUCGUCAGGAGAGGCAGGGGCCGGCCCGAUUGUUAGGCAAAGUGAGCAAGCUGCCUCAGGCGGCAGCGAGGGCACAGCUAUGCAAUGAGCAAAGGAUGGAAGACAAAAAUGAAUUCAGUUCACAUUUCAAGGGAAACCUAUUCAGUUUGCACUUUUGGAAAUGAGACGCACAUGGAAGCGCUUUGGGCAGAGGGGUGGACAUCUGCCCCCCCCCCACCUCGCCCAGAAGUCUUACCUUACUCUCCCGUCUUCCCAAUAGGUGAUCCAUCGCCUUCCCAUGCUGUAUAUUGACGAUGAGCUUCAUCACACGGGGUGGAACGCCUGCAGCAGCUGCUUCGGAGACACCAGCAAGAAGCGUAACCGUCUGGUCCUGCCCAGCCUGGGGUCUUCCCGCAUUUACAUAGUGGAUACGGGGACGGACCUGCGAGCCCCCAGGAUGUUCAAAGUACGUCUUCCUUCCCUCAAAGGAGCAGGACUAGGAUAGGCUUUGGUAGAGUGGGGGGAGGGUGGAUGUAGCGGAAGGGUCCUGAAGUUACCAUUCAUUUAUUUCAUAAUAUCUAGGUGCAUCUUGAUUGUAAAAAGAAUUUUAAAAAACCCACCUCCCAACUUGUUUCCUAAAAAGAAAAGGAAAAAAACACCGAUGAAAAACAGUUAAAAACAAAUAUUUAAAACAGUGGUUCUCAAACUUUUCUCUCUAGGCCACACUUUCAGAAAUUCGCUGGCAGCACAACAAAUUUUUUAUUGAUAAGGAAUACAUUGGAAAAUGAAAAGAAACAACUCUUGGCCAUGCUUGAUUUAUAACGCAGAAGAACAAAACUGCUGUGUGUGUACAUGGAACUUCGAGAAAGUAUAAAACAGCACAGCAGUCACCUAAGAACAUUUGAAUCAUUCCCAAAAUGUAACACUGAUUGCCCUUGAAUAUUCCUGCCACACCUACCAUCCUCUCCUGCCGCACCAGCGUGGCAUGCCCUUCGAGAACCACUGAUUUAAAACAUUUUCUUCUUAAAAAUUACAUUCAAUGCUAAGCUUAAAACCAAGUGAAGACACAGGUCAACAUCCUGUGUAUCUGGGGGGGGGGGAUGUUCUUAGCAGGCGUCAAAGAGGGCAGCGAAAGCCCCUCUCUGACAUCCACAUAAACCGGGACCACAUAACACCAGUCCUGAGAGAUCUGCAUUGGCUCCCAGUACGUUUCCGAGCACAAUUCAAAGUGUUGGUGCUGACCUUGAAAGCCCUAAACGGCCUCAAAGGUCCAGUAUACCUGAAGGAGCGUCUCCACCCCCAUCGUUCUGCCCAGACACUGAGAUCCAGCACCGAGGGCCUUCUGGCGGUUCCCUCAUUGCGAGAAGUGAGGUUACAGGGAACCAGACAGAGGGCCUUCUCGGUGGUGGCGCCCACCCUGUGGAACACCCUUCAGAUGUGAAGGAAAUAAGUAGCUAUCCUAUCUUUAAAAGACAUCUGAAGGCAGCCCUGUUUAGGGAAGUUUUUAAUAUUUAAUGCUGUAUUGUUUUUAACACUUGAUUGGAAGCCGCCCAGAGUGGCUGGGGAAACGCAGCCAGAUGGGCAGGGUAAAAAUAAUAAAUUAUUAUUAUUAUUAUUAUUAUUAUUAUUAUUAUCCGUAGGGAGUUCCAAAGUGUGGGUGCUGCCAUAUUAAUGGCAUUCGCGAUAUGUGUUGAAAUGUCCUGAGGAUGGCAGUGGCAGGUUUAGAACAUAGGGAUGGUGAAUGCUGGGGUGGAAGCCAGAUGUGGCCCUCCAGACCUCUCUGUCUGGCCUUCGGGACUCUCUCCAGGCGACGCCCCUCCUAAGCCACGCCCCUUCUUCUCAGGCCACACUUCUAACUCGCUCACCUUUGCGUCCUCCUUGAGUUUUUGCCUGGCUGGGAUGGAUCCCUGGACUCUGAUGAGGCGUCGAAUCACAGAAUCUUAGAACUGUCGGGAGGGACCCUGAGGGUCAUCUAGCCUGACCCCCUGAAAUGCAGAAAUAUUUCGCCUCAACGUGGGAUUCAAACCCAUGACCCUGAAAUUAAAAGUCUCGCCAGCUGAGCUCCUUGCUUGCCUGGAUGGAGAAUGGCAAAGUAUCAGACUUUUUCCGGGCAACCCUCCCGUGGGCAGCGUGCCAGCGGUGGGCGGGGGUCAGAGGCAAAAGUGGGAGGAGCAACAGAUGCAAAUUAUACCUAUGUAAAGUAGGUUGAUUCCUGCACACGCCCCUCUGUCCUCCAUUCAGGCUUGGUCAGGGUUCAAGCACACAUUGCAGUCAGGUGAAAGCAUUCAAGAAGGAUGUGGGGCAGGGUCAGUAGGGGUUCUGGCCUGGGGAGACUUUCGAGGGCCAAUUUGUGGGGAUGUUCAGGGAGACAGGAGAGGAUAUAUUGUUUAUUAAUAUCCUUCCUAGCUAGCAAGUUCUAUAACUUAGCAGAGGUUUACAUUCCCCUUUUAAACGCAGAGCAGAUAGCUGGUUGCAGGCUUGUUUAAGCCUCUCAGUAUUAGGUUCCGGGUAAGUUCCCUUAUAUCCCCUUUCCCUCCCCCAUUCCUUUUUAUGAAGAUUGCCCGCUCUGGGAUCCCACAGCUAACUCUCCCCUGACCUCCUUGCUGGCCCAAAUAGAACUAAUUUAGCCAGCUAGUCCUGGUGAUCAUCUAAUGUUUAUCAGAUGGAUUUCCCCCCCUAAAUUGAUUUUUGAAUUCUGAAUUUAUUGUUAUUUACGUUUUGUACGGUAUUUUAUGCUGUUUUUUGUUGCAUCAAUUAAGUGUUUUAAAUUUGUUGUUAGCCGCCCUGAGCCUGGUUUUCUGAACCGGGAAGGGCGGGGUAUAAAUAAAAAAAUAUUUAUUUAUUUAAAAGAAUAAACACGCCACAAUCUUGUGUAAAGUAUAAGAAGUUUACUCACAUCACCAGUUCACAGUUGGAUCCCUGAAGGCAGACUUAGUUACAAAUAUGUACAUAUGGAUCUACACCAUAUAGGGGGUUAAUCACUGCAGUUCACACGACAAAAGGAAGAUGGAGAAGAAGGGAGGGGGGCUGCGUGCCCAUGUGCUUUUGUUACCUGCACAGGUAAGGUCAUGCCCACCUCUGGUCACAUGCAAGAGGAAGGAUGCUCCAGCUCAGGAGGAAACAGGAAGUUUUCGACCGGCUGGAACAAGCAUCCCCUUUGCAUGUCCACUCUAGGAAAACAAGGAAUGUUGUACAGUGGUGCUUCGCAAGACGAAAUUAAUUCGUUCUGCGAGUUUUUCAGUCUUGCGAAUUUUUGUCUUGCGAAGCACGGUUUCCCAAAGUCUUCAAAAUCACCAAAGUCUUCAAAAACCUCAAAAAAGGCUACCACACCGCGUGCUAUGAGUUGCUCCUCAAAGUCACCCUGGGUAUUAACGGUUUUAAGAAAAAGGAAACAAACGUGCAAGACAUUUUCGUUUUUCGUCUUGCGAAGCAAGCCCAUAGGGAAAUUCGUCUUGCGAAGCAACUCAAAAAACGAAAAACUCUUUCGUCUUGCGAGUUUUUCGUCUUGCGAGGCAUUUGUCUUGCGAGGUACCGCUGUACUUGACUGCUACUUAUGUAUCACAUCCCACAGAAAAAGAGGGCCACAUUAUUCUCCUGAGGUUCCCACCCCUGAACAAUCCAGUCAUUACGCCCCACGUCAAAGAGUCUAACCAAUGAAUAAAAUGGAAAUGAGGACUUAAGACAGGACCGCUUUUAAUGAGUCCAAACGAGGGGAACAAGAAACCACCCUUGUGAUUUGGUUGCUGAUGAGAAGAGGAGUAGAAAUUAGGGAAGGCGUAUAGGUAAUAUAUUGCUGACCCAGAAAAACACCUUUGGCUCACUCCAUUAUUGGCUGGAGUAAAAAAAGUUUGUUGCGUUGCAGAAGCUGAGAAUAGGCUUCGUCGGAGAAGAAUGAUUCAUAAGUCAUACAAAAGCAAUUACGCCCGGAAACUGUAAUUAGAGUAGAUGAUAUUGAGCCACGAUCAGCAGAGGCGGGUCUCCUCCCAUCAAAAGUGUUGGCUUUGGCGGGGGAUGUUUAAAAUGUUUUCAGAGGAUGCAGUCAAGAUCGUGAGAGCAGAAAUAGAUUGGGCAUUAUAGGUAAACAUGCCCAGGAAGGGGUAAAUUGAUAUGGUUUUGCUGGUGAAAUAGACCAGGAAAACAGAACAGACAUAAAGCCGAUGAACGUGUCAAAAAAGAACAGAUUUGAGUUCCUCCACCUCUUAACUAUGACUUAAAAUUCAAAUGAAUGUAUUAGAAACAAGACUUUAUAUUGCAGUUUUUAUACAUAUACAUGUUGUUGUUUAGUCGUUUAGUCAUGUCCGACUCUUUGUGACCCCCUGGACCAGAGCACGCCAGGCACCCCUGUCUUCCACUGCCUCCCGCAGUUUGGUUAAACUCAUGUUAGUAGCUUCGAGAACACUGUCCCACCAUCUCGUCCUCCGUCGUCCCCUUCUCCUUCUGCCCUUCAUCUGUCCCAACAUCAGGGUCUUUUCCAGGGAGUCUUCUCUUCUCCUGAGGUGGCCAAAGUCUUGGAGCCUCAGCUUCAGGAUCUGUCCUUCCAGUGAGCACUCAGGGCUGGUUUCCUUCAGAAUGGAGAGGUUUGAUCUUCUUGCAGUCCAUGGGACUCUCAAGAGUCUCCUCCAGUACUAUAAUUCUUGCUUAAUUACUUGCUUUAGAUAUAUGGUGAGUUUCUCUGUCAUUUCAAUUCUUGAGGUUGCGUGCUUGACCUGUUCAGAGUAGACCAAUUGAAAUUGCAAGACACUUAAUUUAAGUACAUUAAUUUCUGAUUAGAAUUUAGAGACAGACUUUGUACUCAAUUUACUUCCCAUUUGCAUACAUACAUACAUACAUAUACACAUACACAUAUGUAUGUGUAUAUGUAUGUAUGUAUGCAAAUAGGAAGUAUAUUGAGUACAAAGUCUGUCUCUAAAUUCUAAUCUACAAAAUUAAUGUACUUAAAUUAGCUGUCUUGCAAUUUCAGUUGGUCUACUCUGAACAGGUCAAGCACGCAACCUCAAGAAUUGAAAUAACAGAGAAACUCACCAUAUAUCUAAAGCAAGUGACUUCCUUUAAGAAUCCUGGGAACUGUUGAUUACCCCUCAUGAUGCUACAAUUCCCAGCAUCCAUAACAAACUACGGCCCCCAGGGUUCUUUGGGAGAAGUCAUGUGAUAUAAGUGUGUGGUGUCCACACAACUAAAGUAGCGAAAGAAGAAAGAUCUAGAAGAGAAAUGAGACAGGUUUUAUAAGGAGCAAAGAACCAUCAACAGGAGAAUAAGUUCCUCUGAGAAAAAACGUAUCUUUAUAGAACAUGGAUCAAUUAAGAACUGGUGAGUUCAGCAAAACUCACAUGAUCCACUGAGGAAGAUCAUUUUAAUCACAUUACAGCCCUCACUGGUGACGGCCUUUGGAGUUUGAUCUGUGGGUGUGCUGAAUCCUGGAUUUUAAGAAAAAAGUGCUUUUGUGUAAAGAACAGGAAGAAUAAUCACACCAGAAACUUAAUUCUCUCCCUGACUCUCCUCGCAGGUUAUUGAGCCCAGGGAAGUCUUUGAGAAGUGCAACUUGACUUUCCCACACACCUCCCACUGCCUGGGCAGCGGAGAGGUGAUGAUCAGCGCUUUGGCCGACACGCUUGGCAACGGGAAAGGUAUGGCCAGCUGUGUUUGUGUGUCACUUGGGACUUAAAGGGCGUGGGAGGCAGAGACCCAUGGUGCAAAAUGUAUAUGCAGUUGGCAUAUGCUACUAUAGUCGUACCUUGGCUGUCGAAGUUAAUCCGUUCUGGAAGUCCCUUCGACCCAAAACCGUUUGAAAACCAAGACACAGCUUUCCGAUUGGCUGCAGAAGCUUCUUGCACUCAAAGCCGCUUCGGACGUUCAGUUUCCACAAAACGUUCGCAAACCGAAACACUCACUUCCAGGUUUGCGGCAUUCAGGAGCCAAAACGUCCAGGUAUCAAGGUGUUUGAGAACCAAGGUACGCCUGUAUAUGUUUAUAGAUGCCUUUGGGCAAAUAUUUAGAUUGUGAGUGGCUGGGGCCUCCCCAGCACUGCAUUCUGCACCCAGAGACCCUGUAAGAAUAGUAUAGAAACAUGAGGAUAGCCCUGCCGCUGGAUCAGGCCAAAGCAGGGCUCAUCCAGUCUAGCAUUCUCUUCUCACAGUGGCCAGGGCUGGAUUAACCAUUCAACGAAAUAAGGGCAUCGAGGGGAGAGGAGAACCACAGAAAUUUUCCAUUACCGGAUUGACUAUGGACCGUAUUGUGAAUCAGGUUCCACAAAAAAACCUCCCACAAUCAGAGAAAAAAUUACAUACACACACACAUAUAAUAUUAAUUUUUUAUUUUAUGGUUUAUAUUUUGAAUUAGAGAUAUAUAUGGAGGCACCAAAGUCUUUAAGUGUUUGGGGCCUCUAACAGUCUUAAUGCAGCCCUCCCAGAGAUACCCCAGUGGAAAACCCAAAAGCAGGAGCUGAGCACGAGAACCCUCUCUCCACCUGUGAUUCCCAGCACUGGAUCCGAUGGGAUCCCUUUGGCUUGACCCAGCAGGUCUUUCCUGAUGUUAACUCCCAUCGCCCCCCAGCCACCAUUGCCAAUGAUCAGGAAGGAUGAUGGGAAUUGAAAUCUAGCCAUAUCUGGAGGGCCACAGACUCCCCAGUGUGGGAUACCCACAGUACAUCCUGGAUUAGAGUGGUACCUCCGGUUAAGAACUUAAUUCGUUCCGGAGGUCCGUUCUUAACCUGAAGCACCACUUUAGCUAAUGGGGCCUCCUGCUGCCGGAGCACGAUUUCUGUUCUCAUCUUGAAGCAAAGUUCUUAGCCCGAGGUAAUAUUUCUGGGUUAGCGGAGUCUGUAACCUGAAACGUCUGUAACCAGAGGUACCACUGUAUUUAAACUAAAAGCCUAAAACCAGCCUAUAUAAGCUCCCCUUUUAAGCUGCAAAGGGAUGCGCUCUGCUGAACAACAGACAUGAGGGAGGAAGGAUAAUAAUAGCUAGACUGGAGACUGGGAGUGGCUGCUGAGAUCAUAUAACCCCCGUCCUGAAAGAUCUUCAUUGGCUCCCAGUACGUUUCCGAGCACAAUUCAAAGAGUUGGUGCUGACCUUUAAAGUCCUAAACAGCCUCAGUCCAGUAUACCUGAAGGAAUGUCUCCACCCCCAUCGUUCUGUCCGGACACUGAGGUCCAGCUCUGAGGGCCUUCUGGCAGUUCUCUCACUGCGAGAAGUGAGGUUACAGGGAACCAGGCAGAGGGCCUUCUUGGUGGUGGCACCCGCCCUGUGGAACACCCUCCCAUCAGAUGUCAAGGAAAUAAACAACUAUCUGACUUUUAGAAGACAUCUGAAGGCAGCCCUGUUUAGGGAAGUUUUCAAUGUUUGAUGUUUUAUUGUGUUUUUAGUAUUCUGUUGGGAGCUGCCCAGAGUGGCUGCAGAAACCCAGCCAGAUGGAUGGGGUAUAAAUAUAUCAUUAUCAUAUUUAUUAAUAUUGAAUAAAUAUAUGGUCUCCUGGCAACUAUUCACAUCCUUGCACCCUACCCCAGUCUCCACACACACACACAAAUGUGUGCCUCCCCAUGCCUGUUUGAAUUAAUUUGCACCCCCGCUACCCUCAAUGACCUCAACCCAAAUCACUUCUCUCCAUAAAUAAGUCGCUUUCUGAGAACAGUUGUUGUUCUUGUGACUGCAGGCGGAUUCAUCCUUAUUGACGCGGAGACCUGGGAAGUGAAAGGGACCUGGGAGCGGCCUGGAGACGAGCCCCCACAAGGCUACGACUUCUGGUAUCAGCCCAGGCACAAUGUCAUGAUCAGCACCGAGUGGGGAGUGCCCAAGUACUUUGCGAACGGUUUCAACCCAGAGGAUCUGAAGAAAGGUACAUCCUUCGUUUGAGACGGGGGUGGGUGGGAACACCUGCCAUUGAGGCGGUCGAUUUCAGGGCCGCCUUCAGAUCCCAGUGGUUUGUGGAGUCAGAAAGCAGAGAAGGGGGCUUUAUUCCUGUCCUAGUGUGUCACGAACUCCCGGCUGGGGACGUCGGGACCGGGGGCAAGAUGGCGGGGUGGGAGCAGGAAUGGGAGUCCAGAAGCCAGGAAUCUGAGGUUUCAGAGAGCCAGGAAUCAAGAAGCCGAGGGUCCGAGGGUCAGGAAGCAAGGAGUCACGAAAUCAGGGGUCCGAGGGUCAGGAAGCAAGGAGUCACGAAGUCAAGGGUCCGAGGAUCAAGAAGCCAGGAGUCAAGGAGCCAAACGCAGCAAGGCAAGGAACGUGUUGCUGUGGCAAAGAGCCGAAGGGAAAUGCUGCCCUUAUAUCCCUUCCCGGCUCUUGCCACCAGGUGCUGUGAGUUACCAAGCAGCCUCACCUGUGCAGCCGCGCCUUGCCUCUUCAGAACAAACUUCGGAAGGCCCCAGUCCUGCAGAGUCCUAUGGGUCACAGGGCCCGGCUCCUGCACACACACCUGACAUAGUGGCACCUAGACUGGUGAUGGGAACCACGACCCAUGACACUCGUGUGGACUGGUUGAACCCAGAGGACUGAUGGGGGGAACCAGCUGGGGAACCCCCAAGGGAAGAAGGCUCAGAGCCCAGGGGGGUGGAACAACGUUGGGUGGUCAGAAGGAGAAGAGGGAGAAGACAGGAAAGAGCAAGUGUCAGAAGCUGAAGAGGUAACAGGAGGGAAGUCUAGAAUCAGGAGAGGAGGGGGGCGAAGAGGCAGAGACGAAUCAGACCAGUGAAUUGUCAUGGGGGUCCCCCUUUCUUGUUGCAACAAGUCCCACUCCUCCCUGGUCUCCCAGUACCAGAAGAGGCAUGAAAAGAGCAGAGGUGAAGUUAGCUUCGCAGGGGCAUCGUCUCUGAUUGCUUGGGAAAAGCCCUGGAGGGGAGUAGAAUUAGACGGCUGGGGGGAGGCAGGGACCUUCAGUCUCUGUACCUGCUUCCCAGGGGCAAGACCUACCAGAGAUGAGUUAGCCCUGAGAUUCCUUCGCAGAUUGUGUUUUUGCUAUUAGAGAGUUAACUCCAACUUGCACAGUGUGAUUUACUACUGGCUGACACUCAGGGUUUGUUGUUGUUGUUGUUUAGUCUUUUAGUCGUGUCUGACUCUUCGUGACCCCCUGGACCAGAGCACGCCAGGCCCUCCUGUCUUCCACUGCCUCCCGCAUCUUGGUCAAACUCAUGCUGGUAGCUUCGAGAACACUGUCCCGCCAUCUCGUCCUCUGUCGUCUCCUUCUCCUUGUGCCCUCCAUCUUUCCCAACAUCAGGGUCUUUUCCAGGGAGUCUUCUCUUCUCAUGAGGUGGCCAAAGUCUUGGAGCCUCAGCUUCAGGAUCUGUCCUUCUAGUGAGCACUCAGGGCUGAUUUCCUUCAGAACGGAUCGGUCUGAUCUUCUUGCAGUCCGUGGGACUCUCAAGAGUCUCCUCCAGCACCAGAAUUCAAAAGACACUCAGGGUUAAAAAAAACCAAGUAGCCUGUUUCCUUGGGUGUUGCAGGAUCGCGACCAGGGUCCCUCUGUGGUUGAUGUUGUCCUUGUUUUGCUCCUCUGCAGAGCGCUACGGGCGUCGGCUGAACGUCUGGGACUGGACAACUCACUGCCUGAUCCAGCAGAUUGACGUUGGGGAAGAUUCUGCUCCGCUGGAGAUCCGGUUCCUACAUAACCCCGACGCCGCACAUGGAAUGGUGGGCUGCACAUUGCAGAGUUCCAUCCAUCAUUUCUUCAAGACAGAGGUUAGAAUGAAUGGGGGCAAGGGGAGCCCACAGGAGGUUUGGGGCCCAGUAAGGGACGCGGGUGGCGCUGUGGGUUAAACCACAGAGCCUAGGACUUGCCGAUCAGAAGGUCGGCGGUUUGAAUCCCCACGACAGGGUGAGCUCCCGUUGCUCGGUCCCUGCUCCUGCCCACCGAGCAGUUCGAAAGCACGUCAAAGUGCAAGUAGAUCAAUAGGUACUGCUCCAGCGGGAAGGUAAACGGCGUUUUCGUGUGCUGCUCUGAUUUCGCCAGAAGCGGCUUAGUCAUGCUGGCCACAUGACCCGGAAGCUGUACGCCAGCUCCCUCGGCCAGUAAAGUGAGAUGAGCGCUGCAACCCCAGAGUCGGCCACGACUGGGCCUAAUGGUCAGGGGUCCCUUUACCUUUUUAAGCAGGUGGUGGAUUGGGCCCUCCGACUCACUUGGGAAUAAGGACGCAGAUUUGCAUAAAAUCUGGGCAUACCAUUUGGGGAAGGGAUUCUGCAUCCUCUACCUGCACUUCUCCUGUAGCAGUACAGUGGUACCUUGGGUUAAGUACUUAAUUUGUUCCGGAGGUCCGUACUUAACCUGAAACUGUUCUUAACCUGAAGCACCACUUUAGCUAAUGGGGGCCUCCUGCUGCUGCCGCGCUGCCGGAGCACGGUUUCUGUUCUCAUCCUGAAGCAAAGUUCUUAACCUGAAGCACUAUUUCUGGGUUAGCGGAGUCUGUAACCUGAAGUGUAUGUAACCUGAAGUGUCUGUAACCUGAGCUACCACUGUACUUGGAGAAAUUAACUUCUAAGGGAGUACCUGAUCUCAGACGAACCCACCAUAGGAAGGAUGCUUCCUGGUUGCUAGGAAAAAAGGAAGGACAAACUACAGAUUCCAAGGGCCAGAAAAUGAGACAGGAGCAAUAAAAUAACACUGUUUACUUAUCACCUGGGACGCGGGUGGCGCUGUGGUCUAAACCACAGAGCCUAGGGCUUGCCGAUCAGAAGGUCAGCGGUUUGAAUCCCCGCCACAGGGGAGCUCCUGUUGCUCUGUCCCUGCUCCUGCCAACCUAGCAGUUCAAAAGCAUGUCAAAGUACAAUUAGAUAAAUAGAUACCGCUCCGGCGGGAAGGUAAACAGCAUUUCCAUGCGCUGUUCUGGUUCGCCAGAAGCGGCUUAGUCAUGCUGGCCACAUGACCCGGAAGCUGUACGCCGGCUCCCUUGGCCAAUAAAGCGAGAUGAGCGAAGCAACCCCAGAGUCGUUCGCGACUGGACCUAAUGGUCAGGGGUCCCUUUACCUUUAUUUAUCACCUGAUGCCCGAACAACCCACUUGUCAGUCACAGCUCUAACUUCACUCAUUGGCUAAAAAGGCUGAAAGGCAGGAACAGCCAGCCUCGCUUAUCUCACAGAAAAUGAUUCAAAGGGUACCAGGACAUUUUGAUCCGUAACUAACUUUCUAGGAGGGCUGCAGACUGACUUUGAAAAACAGAAACAAACUCAGGGUCUGAAGACCCUACUUGCCUUGGACCCAGCACAUCAGUAUUCCUGGUACCUGCCUCUCGGCAGCCCUGAAUUUCAGGAAGGGUGAGUGAGAGAGAAAUUAAACGGAUCCCAAUUUUAUGGCUCUGUUGCAUGGGGAACGGGUUGCAGAUUAGCAGGCUAAGUUCCAGGUUCAGUUCCUGGCAUCGCUGGAUACCAGAUCUCAAGAAGUAUCUGCAACCCAGGUGGACAGCAUGGCGCUAGAUGGACCACGAGUCCUUCUAUUUCCAAUGUCCGGGGGGGGGGGGUGACGUUCCUUUGUUGACAAGCUGGAACAUGGAAGGCAGCUGAGAUGAUCAAGGGUUUAUUAUUUAUACCCCGCCCAUCUGCCUGGGCUUCCUCAGCCACUCUGGGCGGCUUCCAACAAAAUAUUAAAAUACAGUAAUGCAUCAAACAUUAAAAGCUUCCCUAAACAGGGCUGCCUUCAGAUGUCUUCUAAAAGUCUGGUCGUUGUUGUUCCACAGGGCGGGUGCCACUACUGAGAAGGCCCUCUGCCUGGUUCCCUGUAACUUGGUUUCUCGCAGUGAGGGAACUGCCAGAAGGCCCUUGGCGCUGAACCUCAGUGUCUGGGUGGAACGAUGGGGGUAGAGACACUCCUUCAGGUAUACUGGAUAUACCUUCAGAUAUACCUUCCUUGGAGAUUUUUAAGCAGAGGUUGGGUGGCCAUCUGUCAGGGGGUUGGACUAGAUGACCCGUGGUUCCCUUCCAGCUCUUAAGAUUCUUGGAUUCUGUCCCUUGCACAAGAGGGAUAAAAAUGGAACUGCCUGUGAUUGAACAGCUUCAGAGGAAGACCCAAGGUUUGUAGGAGCACAGACCUUCCUUCGUGGUGAAUCCCAGAAAGGGAACCCCAAAACAGAGCUGUGUGUGCAGAUUGGUCGAGGAAUGCUGGCUGAUGGCUGAGCGGAGGAAAUCGAAAGCCAGGGGUUGGGGAGGAACGCAGUGGUCUGUCUGGGCCCUUCAGCAGAGAUCCCUCCACGCUGCAGCGUCUUGGCGCAGCGGAUCCCCCUUCUCAACAUGCUUUUCUGCUGCAGGACGGGGACUGGGCAGCCGAAAAGGUGAUCCAGAUUCCAAACAAGAAGGUGUCAGGGUGGUACUUUCCUGAAAUGCCAGGUGAGUAAAGAACGAGAAAUAGGCGGCCGGCGGCUCGCUUUCUGUUAUGUACUGAGUUGAAUAGGAUCCAACAUGCAGCAGUCUGAUUGGUCCUAGAACAAUAGGGGCCAGAAUGCAGCAGUCUGAUUGGUCCUAGAACAAUAGGGGCCAGAAUGCAGCAGUCUGAUUGGUCCACAGGAGCCACCCAAUCCAGCUCCAGGUGGAAGUGAAUCCACAUCCUGAUUCGCCUAGAGGAGAAUCCCGGAAUUAUCCAAUCAUGUGGGGCCCAUUGUGUAAAUAAUGUAUAUAAAGCAGACAUUUCGGGGGAACUUCCAUUCCUCCUCACCACUAUGAGCUGAAAGAAGAGCAUGAAAUCCAUUCUCGACUCCGAGUAUAUUUACCCUCCACGUUCCUUUCAGCUGAAUCCGGCAGCCACUGUUCCCAGAGUAAAACCUAGCGUCGGAUUUGAUCGAUAGGGCAGCUAGCUAGCGCCACUUCCUGGAAGACAGAGAACCGGUUGCUGUCAUUCCAUGCUUUGUGAACCUCUUAGAUUAGACUACUGCAAUGUGAUCCUUGAAGGCAGCCUGGAAUUGUAGUUCUGAGAUGGGAGCUUCCUGGCGACUCUCAGCACCCUCAACAAGCUGUAGUUCCCAGAAUCCUUUGGGGGCUAGAGGAAGCCAUUACUGCUUAAAGUGGCAUCAAAAGUGCUUUCAACGAAUGGUGUGGGUCUUUGAAUCUGUGUGGCAGAAAAUAACCUAGGGAGUGGUUUUAACAUUUAAAGCCCUAGGACCCUCGUACCUACGGGACCGCCUCUCCUGGUAUGUCCCACGGAGGACCUUGCGGUCUUCAAAUAAAAACAUCUUUGAGGUCCCGGGCCACAGGGAAACUAGACUGGCCUUGACCAGAGCCAGGGCCUUUUCAGCUGUGGCCCCGAUCUCUGUCCCAACAGACUAGGGCCCUGCGGGACUUGACAUCUUUCCACAGGGCCUGCAAGACGGAGCUGUUCCACCAGGCCGUUGGCCAAGGCACAGUCUGACCCCCUCCUUCAGUAACCCUCAUAGCACUCUAGCCCAAUGCUUGCCGUCAAUUUGAUUCUGAAUUGAUUUGAGAAUGAAUUGAUUUUAGGAGGUAUUUCAGUUAAUUGAUUGUGAUUUUUAUGUAUGUGUUAUUUUUACUGUUGUUAGCCGCUCUGAGCCCGGCUUCGCCUGGGGAGGGCGGAAUAUAAAUAAAAUAUUAUUAUUAUUAUUAUUAUUAUUAUUAUUAUUAUUAUUAUUAUGGAAUAAAAGAAAAUGAAUGCUGACCUGCCCUCUUCUCCUCCAGGUUUCGUCACCGACAUCCUCAUUUCGAUGGACGACCGGUUCCUCUACUUGAGCAACUGGCUGCAUGGUGAUCUCCGCCAGUACGACAUCACCAACCCGUUCUGCCCUAAACUGGUUGGCCAGGUAAAAGAGCACCUGACCCCUUGCCAGACUUUGUGGGGUUCCCAGAAGCUUCUGGCUGACCAGGGUUGA